ACUACUCCAACUACCACAACAACUACUCCAACUACCACAACAACUACUCCAACUACCACAACAACUACUCCAACUACCACUACCACAACCCAAACUACCACAACAACUACUCCAACUACCACUACCACAACUCCAACUACCACAACAACCACUCCAACUACAGUAACUACUCCGACUACCACUACCCCAACUACCACUACCACAACUCCAACUACCACAACAACUACUCCAACUACCACAACAACUACCACCCCAACUACCACUACCACAACUACAGCUACAACAACUACUCCAACUACCACUACUCCAACUACCACAACAACUACUCCAACUACCACUACCACAACCACAACUACCACAACUCCAACUACCACAACAACUACUCCAACUACAACAACUACUCCAACUAUCAGUACCACUACCACAACCCCAACUACCACUACAACUACUCCAACUACCACU
Messenger RNA from Hippoglossus stenolepis (Pacific halibut), 462 nucleotides. Its product is annotated as integumentary mucin C.1-like. The transcript has a single exon. Lineage: Eukaryota; Metazoa; Chordata; Actinopteri; Pleuronectiformes; Pleuronectidae. The annotation marks the transcript as partial. The record is from RefSeq and is a predicted model, not a curated record.